AUGAUACAAAACUUCACUACAGAUUGCUGUACACACCUGUUCCAAGCCCACCCCAACCCCCAAAUGCUGCCAACACAACUAUUUCCCGGCCUGUUGGGCCUGUCGACGAAGGAGCACGUAGAUCUUCUCUUUAAUCCAUUCUUCGUUAUAAGGCUGUUAUGUCUGGGUAUCAGCUCGGUAAACAAGACAGCUGAGGUCCGCCAGAUCAUCAAUAAAAUCAAACAACUGGCUGAUAUCAUAUGUGAUAGAGGGGCUGUUGGGAUUCAUUCUCUUCAGAUGUUCUUCAUACAUUUUACAAACAUCUUCCAUGCACUCAUUCACUGA
Molecule: messenger RNA, 324 nt
Organism: Pipistrellus nathusii (Nathusius's pipistrelle)
Lineage: Eukaryota; Metazoa; Chordata; Mammalia; Chiroptera; Vespertilionidae
Source: the annotation of a GenBank genome assembly